AUGUGUGGAAUCUUUGGCUACAUAAACUACCUUGUCGAGAAGGACAGAAAGUUCAUUCUUGACACACUUGUCAAUGGUCUUUCCCGACUCGAAUACCGUGGAUACGACUCUGCCGGUCUCGCCGUCGACGGUGACAAGAAGAACACAGUCUUUGCCUUCAAGGAGGUUGGCAAGGUUGCCAAGCUCAAGGCACUGAUUGAGGAGGAGAAGCCAGAUCUUACCAAGAUCUUUGACUCACAUGCUGGUAUUGCCCACACAAGAUGGGCUACCCACGGUCCUCCCUCUCGCUUGAACUGCCACCCCCACAGAUCCGACGCCAACUGGGAGUUUUCCGUCGUCCACAAUGGUAUCAUUACCAACUACAAGGAGCUCAAGACUCUCCUGGAGUCCAAGGGCCUGAAGUUCGAGACUGAGACCGAUACGGAAUGUAUUGCCAAGCUCGCCAAGUACAUCUACGACCAGCACCCAACCUUGGGCUUUGUCGACCUUACAAAGACUGUCAUCAACGAGCUCGAGGGUGCCUACGGUCUCCUGAUCAAGUCUGUCCACUACCCCCACGAGGUUGUCGCCGCCCGCAAGGGUUCGCCCCUCGUCAUUGGUGUCAAGACCCAGAAGCGCAUGAAGGUUGACUUUGUCGAUGUCGAGUACUCUGAGGAGGGUGCUCUGCCGGCUGAGGCCGCCUCGCAGAAUGCUGCCCUCAAGAAGACCUCGGACAACUUCUUGACUCCCAACGCCGCCAUGCUGACGGCUCCCGACAAGUCUCUGCUCCACCGAUCGCAGUCGCGUGCUUUCAUGACCGACGAUGGCAUGCCCAUGCCCGCCGAGUUCUUCCUGUCCUCCGACCCGGCUGCCAUUAUCGAGCACACCAAGAAGGUCAUGUACCUUGAGGAUGACGACAUUGCCCACAUCCACGAGGGCUCCCUCAACAUCCACCGUCUCAAGAAGGCCGACGGCAGCUCCAAUGUACGAACCAUUCAGACUCUCGAGCUCGAGCUGCAGGAGAUCAUGAAGGGCAAGUUCGACCACUUCAUGCAGAAGGAGAUCUUCGAGCAGCCCGAGUCGGUUGUCAACACCAUGAGAGGUCGUCUGGAUCUGGAGAACAAGACCGUCACUCUUGGUGGUCUCCGAUCAUACAUUGCAACCAUCCGAAGAUGCCGUCGUAUCAUCUUCAUUGCUUGCGGCACUAGUUAUCACUCUUGCAUGGCUGUUCGAGGUAUCUUCGAAGAGCUUGCCGAGAUUCCCAUCUCUGUCGAGUUGGCUUCGGACUUCCUGGACAGACAGGCUCCCGUUUUCCGUGACGACACCUGCGUGUUCGUCUCGCAAUCUGGUGAGACUGCUGACUCUCUGAUGGCUCUGCGAUACUGCUUGGAGCGCGGUGCUCUCACUGUCGGUAUCGUCAACGUCGUUGGUUCGUCCAUCUCGCUGCUCACCCACUGUGGUGUCCACGUCAACGCUGGUCCUGAGAUUGGUGUCGCCUCCACCAAGGCCUACACUUCGCAGUUCAUUGCCAUGGUCAUGUUUGCUCUGUCGCUUAGCGAGGACCGUGCUUCCAAGGCUCAGAGACGUCUGGAGAUCAUGGAGGGUCUUGGCAAGAUCUCUGGCCAGAUCAAGGAUAUCCUUGCUCUCGACCAGCCCAUCAAGGAGCUGUGCGCCCAGACUUUCAAGAACCAGAAGUCCCUGCUGCUCUUGGGUCGUGGCAGCCAGUUCUCUACUGCCCUUGAGGGUGCCCUGAAGAUCAAGGAAAUUUCUUACCUUCACUGCGAGGCUGUCAUGUCCGGUGAGCUCAAGCACGGUGUGCUGGCCCUUGUCGAUGAGAACCUUCCCAUCAUCAUGAUCUUGACCCGCGACGACCUCUUCAAGAAGUCGCUCAACGCCUACCAACAAGUUACUGCUCGUGGUGGCAAGCCCAUUGUCAUCUGCAACCCCAGCGACGAGGAGUUCCAGGCCAACCAGGCAGAGAAGAUUGAGGUUCCCAAGACCGUUGACUGCUUGCAGGGUCUCCUCAAUGUUAUCCCCCUGCAGUUGAUUGCCUACUGGCUGGCUGUCAUGGAGGGUCUCAACGUCGACUUCCCGCGUAACUUGGCCAAGUCCGUGACUGUCGAGUAA
Pestalotiopsis fici W106-1 is the source of this 2106-nucleotide messenger RNA. Its product is annotated as Glucosamine--fructose-6-phosphate aminotransferase. Lineage: Eukaryota; Fungi; Ascomycota; Sordariomycetes; Amphisphaeriales; Sporocadaceae. Gene Ontology annotation, molecular function: L-glutamine:D-fructose-6-phosphate transaminase (isomerizing) activity; carbohydrate derivative binding. Bases 1 to 2106 code for a protein of 701 amino acids. The record is from RefSeq and is a predicted model, not a curated record. The transcript is spliced from 6 exons. Gene Ontology annotation, biological process: fructose 6-phosphate metabolic process; UDP-N-acetylglucosamine metabolic process; protein N-linked glycosylation.